This is a messenger RNA of Sorex araneus (European shrew), 528 nucleotides long. Its product is annotated as lithostathine-like. The transcript has a single exon. Lineage: Eukaryota; Metazoa; Chordata; Mammalia; Eulipotyphla; Soricidae. Bases 1 to 528 code for a protein of 175 amino acids. Gene Ontology annotation, biological process: positive regulation of cell population proliferation; antimicrobial humoral immune response mediated by antimicrobial peptide; venom-mediated disruption of cell wall in another organism. Gene Ontology annotation, molecular function: oligosaccharide binding; signaling receptor activity; peptidoglycan binding. The record is from RefSeq and is a predicted model, not a curated record.
AUGGCCUUCUCCACUAUGUCUUGGAUGUUCCUCUCCUGCCUGAUGCUUUUAUCUCAGGUCCAAGGUGAAGAGCUGCAGAAGGUUCCACCCAGUGGGCAACCGGCUGCACGGAUCAGCUGUCCAAAAGGUUCUAUGGCCUAUUUCUCACACUGCUAUGCCUUAUAUAAGACACCAGCUACCUGGAUGGAUGCAGAAAUGACUUGCCAGAGGCGGCCCUUGGGACACCUUGCAUAUGUGCUUACUGGAUCUGAGGCCUCCUUCGUGUCCUCCUUGAUCAGAAACAGCAUGAGUGCCCAGUCCUACAUCUGGAUCGGGCUUCAUGACCCCACAGAGGGCUCUCAGCCCAAUGGAGUUGGAUGGGAGUGGAGCAGCACUGAUGUGAUGAACUAUCAAGCCUGGGAGAAUAGGCCUCCCACAAGCCCCAACAAUGGUUACUGUGGCAGUGUGACACGAAGCUCAGGAUUCCGUAAAUGGAAAGAUUACAGCUGUGAAAUGAAAUUACCCUAUGUCUGCAAAUUUGAGAACUAG